Messenger RNA from Cricetulus griseus (Chinese hamster), 1338 nucleotides. The record is from RefSeq and is a predicted model, not a curated record. NCBI's taxonomy places the organism in Eukaryota, Metazoa, Chordata, Mammalia, Rodentia, Cricetidae.
CCAGGCAAGGGUUAGGUUGCAGGGCGGGGGGACUCUGCAGACACCGCCAUGGCUCGCAGGGCUCUUGGGCCUGCGCGCUCCCUGCUCGCUGCCCUUCUGGCUCCGGCGUUGGUGGCACUGUUGGUGUCGCCGGCCCGGGGUCGCGGGGGCCUGGACCACGGGGACUGGGACGUGGACAGGCGACUACCUCCGCUGCCACCCCGCGAUGACGCGCCGCGCGUGGCCCGCUUCGUGACGCACGUCUCGGACUGGGGUGCGGUGGCCACUAUCUCCACGCUGGAGGCGGUGCGCGGCAGGUCCUUCGCGGACGUCAUUUCAUUCAGUGACGGUCCCCCGGGAGCAGGCAGCGGUGUGCCCUACAUGUACCUGAGCCCGUUGCAGCAACUAGUGAGCGACUUGCAGGAAAAUCCACAGGCUACAUUGACACUGUCUUUGGCACAGACUGUCUUCUGUAGGAAACAUGGAUUUGAUCCCCAGAGUCCCUUGUGUGUUCAUAUAAUGCUGUCAGGAACUGUGACCAAGGUGAAUGAGAAAGAAGCGGACUAUGCAAAGAAUUCCUUAUUCCUUCGACACCCUGAGAUGAAAACUUGGCCUUCCAGCCAUAAUUGGUUCUUUGCUAAGUUAAAUAUAACCAAUAUCUGGGUCUUGGACUACUUUGGUGGACCGAAAGUAGUGACACCCGAAGAAUAUUUUAAUGUCACAUUGCAGUGAAGCAGAGCAUGGUGAACCCGCGCACACCAGCAGAGAGUCCUACAUGGCUCACACAUGCUUAAAGGACAUGGUGUUGCCUGCAACUUCUCUGGGCUGUCAGCGGACUCUGCUGCCCCUUGGUUGAUUUUGUCUGCUUGCUUGUCUAUAGAAUGUUGUUGGUCCUAGACUAGAUCUCUUGGAAGAUGUGAUUUCUGGAUUUAAAACAUGUAUUUUGAAGCCAUUUUCAUAGGAAAAUGCCAUUCAUUAUAAGCAAGGAUGUUUUCUUUCAUCUAUUCCCAGUGGUUUUUCCUCAAAGGUGCCCAUAUAUUGGCAACAUAAACCAGGUGUAGAUUGCCCAUUGACACUGGAGGUACAGAAGUCCAGGCACUUUAUUCCUGAGAGCCACUGUGCCUGAGGGGUGCUCCCCUCACCCAGUUGUCUGUGGAGCCUGUGCAGAGGAGCCUGGGCAGAGGGUGUGCCCCGGAUGCAGAGUGCCUGUGUGAACCCUUCAGACAUGGAAGGGGUGAACUACCGUAUGGCUGAUCCAGCACAAAAGUAUCGUCUGUAAAACUCUCUAAAUGUCUUACAUUUUAAAGUCAUAGUUACCCAGAACCAAAGAAGUAAAAAAUAUUUCCUGCUUUCAUUUUC